This is a messenger RNA of Botrytis deweyae, 1149 nucleotides long. RefSeq lists its product as uncharacterized. The transcript has 4 exons. NCBI's taxonomy places the organism in Eukaryota, Fungi, Ascomycota, Leotiomycetes, Helotiales, Sclerotiniaceae. The record is from RefSeq and is a predicted model, not a curated record. The coding region runs from base 1 to 1149 and encodes 382 amino acids.
AUGCUUUACCCAUUGAAGGAGCUCCAAGAAAUUACUCCAUCGCAGAUGCAACAAUUGGAAGUUAUCAUCAAAGGGGUAGAGACCAUUAUGAAUCCAAACAUUUCCGAAGAAAGUCCAAACGAAAUGAAACACCCAGAAAUUACUCAAGAGGAUACAGCGGAACCUACAGUGCAGGAAAACCUUACCACGGAGUGUUUGUCAGGUAUUCUACAGCAAUGGGGGAAAGAGGCUGGUUUACCAGUAAGCCUUGGUGUAGUCGACACCAAAAGAAAGCAAGUUUACCUUAUCGACUCAACUACUCCAUCCACAAUCAUCUGGAUGCAAAAUUCUGGAGAGGGGAAGUGGAAUGGCUUCGGCCGACAGCGUAAAGGGCUUGGAGAUUCUAAGGGCAUAAAAGUCGACAUACAUUCCCACAAUUCCCCAAAUUUUUACGACAUCACUGAUCAAGAAUCGAUUAAGGAAAAAUUUCGAAUACUUAUUGCAGAUGAUGAUAUAACUCUGUUUACCGACUAUGUCCAGUACCUGACAGUGCGCGCAGACGCUGAUGAAGAAUUGAAACUUCUUCUUGGAAAAUGGAUACAGGGAGAAGUUAUGCAGCCGGCAGAUAUCGGUAAUCUGACAGCUCGUCACUGGUUCAACGAUUGGUUAUGCAAUUAUAAGCGGAGGGAUGCUUCCGAUAUGUCAGCUGGAGACGAAAUAGCUGCAAUGGAGAUACCAGAGACACAAGUGACAGAGGCUAGUGAUAGCAUGCACAAGCAUAUAGGAGCAGCGUCAAACUAUCCAAAGUUAUCGAACGUUCUCAACCGAACACCCAAGAGGAAAGCGAAAGAUGUCUCCUCCAUGGGCACAACAUCUUCGAGUAGAGUGGGAGCAGCAAAGACACCAAGGUUGCAAGUCGAUACCAGGGAGAAUAGCGUUGGAGGCGGCGCAGAAGAUUCUCUCUCGAACGCAGAGUCCGGAGAGUCUAAGGAAAUACCAGAAUCGGUCAAUUCUCAGAAUACAGGAGAGUUGAUUGAUUCUACUGCACCCGGUCCAAGAUUGGAGAUACCAGAUAGCGAAGAAGCGCUCCUUGAAGCAAAGCUAUCCAUGAUACGAUCAAUAUUCUGUCGACCAAAAGACAAUAGAGAGGGAAGAAAAGAGAAGACAUGA